This is a messenger RNA of Phytomonas sp. Hart1, 918 nucleotides long. The record is from the annotation of a GenBank genome assembly. Lineage: Eukaryota; Euglenozoa; Kinetoplastea; Trypanosomatida; Trypanosomatidae.
GUUGCUUGGUAACAUUCUAGUCCAAAUUAGAUAAGGAUAGAAUAAUAAUAAUAAGCAAUAAAAAGACAUACACUCAUCGGUUGAUUACUUUGCAAGAUUCUGUCCUUCGUAUAUUAAGAAUUUUGUUAUUUAAAGUUUAACGUAUAUUUUUGAUUUAUCAUUAGUUCAAAACAAUCUCAUGAACACAGUCUUUUUGAACAAGUCAGGGAAAGGUCGACGCAAACGUCAUGCCUCCAAUAAAAAGACUUUUCGUAAUUUUUCCUCAAAAAAGUCUUUAGACAAGCGCAAUAGCAGGAAAAAGCGCAUUUCCUUCGAUCCUCGAGGUAAUCGAGUGCGCCUUGUUCCCACGCCCCCUAAGUCGGAAUACAAGAAUUACUGGUUCAGCGAAUCCAGUUGCAUUAAUCGAAAGGGCCUCCAAAUUGAAGUGGAGCCAAAUAUUACCAUAGAAUUAAAUAUACAAUGUCGUAUGCAAUUGACAUCGUUGGCCCAAUCAUCGACACUGUCAGAUGUUCCUCAUUCGAAUUCACGGGGUUUUCUGGAGGUAAAGCAGUUGUUUCUGUCCCUCUUAGGGUCCGCAGUUGAGCAAAAUUGGCAUUGCGUUGGAUCUGUAUGUCCAGGAAGUCUAGAAAAGAUAAAUGUAGUAUUGCCUGAAGGUUUCUAUCAUCUACGCUGUCUUGGAAGAAAUCCUAUUCAAGUCUUUGCUCAAGUGUGGGAUGUAGAGCGGGAACUACGAUAACCAGUCUUUUUAUCUAGAAUGCAAGUGCAAGGUUUUGGAACAGUGUAGUUCACGAGUGAGCGAUCACCUGUACUCAAUCUUAGAAAUAAAAAAAGAACUCUUAGAAUUUGUGUUUAUUUUACAGUACUCGCCAAAUAAGAAGGGUGCUCUUUUUCGAAUAACUAUAACAAUAACCAUGAUAA